GCGCAGACCCCGCCGCGAGGGCGGUGGGCGGGGCUUCGGCUAGUGUAGUACGUGUGCUUCCCAGCGGUUAGCAUUAGCAUAGCUUGCGGCGAGUGAGCUGACGCUACAGCUGAAAAGAAGAGAGGACCAUGGUGCUGCUUGAAAAUGACUCGUUCCUCACAGAGCUCACGCGGCUCUUCCAGAAGUGCAGAACAUCGGGCAGUGUUGUCAUCACGCUAAAGAAAUAUGACGGCAGAACCAAACCUGUGCCGAGAAAGGGCCACACAGAGUCGUUCGAGCCUGCAGAUAACAAAUGUCUCAUCAGAGCGUCUGAUGGAAAGAAGAAAAUUAGCACAGUGGUCAGCACCAAAGAAGUAAUCAAGUUUCAGAUGGCCUACUCCAACCUCCUCAGAGCUCACAUGGAUGGACUUAAGAAGAAAGAUAAGAAAAGCAAAAGCAAGAAGACCAAAGCCACUCAAUGAGCAACAGACUCUUUAAAGAUAGCCUUGGGAACCUGAACUGGCCUGUACAAUCUGAGGGAAUGGGAGAGGACUCCAUCUGAUCUGCAGCCCUGGUCGGCUUUCUCCCCAUUCGUUCAAGGCCUCAGGAUCACCGCUCAUCCACCUGGUGACUGCUUUGAUAUCACGCCAUUGUUUGCAUGGUAACGUCUCAUCCCUGGCUGCCCGGUGCCAUCUGUGAUUUGGAACAGAAAACCUGAGGAUUUCUCAUGCAGUUCAAAGCGAAACCAACUUUAUUGAACAUCCACUAUUUCUGCUCCGGAUUGAGGUUCGCAACAGCGCCGUUGCCUCUGGAGCCAAAUCCACCGAGCACGAUGAAUAACAGCCUCUCUUUCCAUUUAUUCGUUAAGAGCCCCUAUUUAUGUUCUUUUAGAAGGCCAUUUCAUUUACAAAUAUAAGAUUUUUUUUUCUUGAAUGGGAUUUGAAAUUUCAGAACACGGAUCAGAUUUAUUCACGUGAAAUUUCACUGUAUUUGAGUAUAAAAUAUUGUUUAACGUUUUUUUUAUUGUAUCUUUUGAAAUACAGUUAUUUCCCCCUUUAUUUUUUACAUACCAACACCAAUCUGUUCCAGUGGCUGUCUUAAAUUGUUAAUCAACAGUGAAAUAUACUGUAUAGCUUCAGUUAACGUGGUCAAUUCAAGAUUUCUGAAUGAGUUCAAGUGAUAGCACAAAAAAAACUGUAGAUUUACUGAAAGGCAUGUUUAAGUUAUGAAUACAGAGACAAAGGAUUGGCUGCCACACUAAUCUUGUCAUUUCCGUUUACUUCGCGAGUACAAGGCAGGUUUAACCACGGUCAGAAUAUGUUGUCGACUUCAUGUAUCAUCUCUUGUCCUCGUGGAGGAGGACUACAGCAGAAUUUAAGUUCAGAAAUAAAGUGCUUCGUUAAAAGUCA
Molecule: messenger RNA, 1388 nt
Organism: Mugil cephalus (flathead mullet)
Lineage: Eukaryota; Metazoa; Chordata; Actinopteri; Mugiliformes; Mugilidae
Gene: srp14
Product: signal recognition particle 14
Exons: 5
Coding region: 129-461 (110 amino acids)
Biological process (GO): SRP-dependent cotranslational protein targeting to membrane
Cellular component (GO): signal recognition particle, endoplasmic reticulum targeting
Molecular function (GO): endoplasmic reticulum signal sequence receptor activity; 7S RNA binding
Source: RefSeq, a predicted model, not a curated record